Ornithorhynchus anatinus (platypus) is the source of this 1597-nucleotide messenger RNA. It is a transcript of the gene ELOF1, whose product is annotated as elongation factor 1 homolog. Bases 204 to 455 code for a protein of 83 amino acids. The transcript is spliced from 4 exons. NCBI's taxonomy places the organism in Eukaryota, Metazoa, Chordata, Mammalia, Monotremata, Ornithorhynchidae. Gene Ontology annotation, molecular function: RNA polymerase II complex binding. Gene Ontology annotation, cellular component: transcription elongation factor complex. Gene Ontology annotation, biological process: transcription elongation by RNA polymerase II. The record is from RefSeq and is a predicted model, not a curated record.
GGGACGGAAGAGGCGCGGGGCGGAACAUGGCGCGUGCAGAACCACCCCCAACUUUUUCUGUGAGAGAUUCGGCAGAGCUAACGAAAGCGGGGGACAGGGGGCGGGGUUUCCGCUUCCGGCGCAGAGGCGGACCGUUGCGUUCCGUUGAGCGAAGGCGUUGGACACCGUGAGGGAGACGUUGUCUGGUCUGUCCCUCAGGGAAGAUGGGUCGAAGAAAGUCGAAGCGAAAGCCUCCUCCUAAGAAGAAGAUGACCGGCACCCUGGAGACCCAGUUCACCUGUCCCUUCUGCAACCACGAGAAGUCUUGUGACGUAAAAAUGGACCGAGCUCGGAACACCGGUGUCAUAUCCUGUACCGUGUGCCUCGAAGAAUUCCAGACUCCCAUCACGUAUCUUUCGGAGCCCGUGGACGUAUACAGUGAUUGGAUAGAUGCCUGCGAAGCAGCUAACCAGUAGCAGCCCUCGCUCGUAGUGAUUUUAACAUGAGGCAGUUAAGGCACUUCAGGAAGAAUGUGUCUUAGUAUUUUCCAUUCAAGAAUCAUUCUUGCACGCCCAUGCGCGUGCGUGUGUUUUUGUGUAGAGAUUUGUUUCUUCUCCCUCCACCCCUGCCGGCCCUCUGUCUUGGCUAACUGUUCCCCCCCAGUGCCCUCCCUUGCCCUCCCCCCCCUUAGCUUAAGAAGGAAGGCAGCUGUUGGACUCAGCCCUCGAGUUUGAAAACUUCCUGUUGAUGUUGAGACUGUCACUGUGCCUGAACCUAGAGCCAAUUUUUUUUUUCUUCUUUUUUCUACUCUGAUUUAUGGUCCCCUCUGGGCCGUGCUCCCCAGGGUAGCUGUCUUCUGGUGUUGAGCGAGGAAGACCUAGAUCCCAUCUCUUUUCCCCUAGUAGGGUUUUAGCUCCCCAGUCAACAGGAGGCGCUGUUUCCCCACGGAAUAGCCACCGAGCCACUGGCUCUGCAUUUUAGUGGAUCGGCCUCUGAGCCAGAGCCCGGCAAGUUGGAAUGUGCCCCCCCCCCCCCCCCCCCCGAAGUGUCUUCUGGCAGGGAAGUGCUCAUCUGCCUUUGCCCUCCGCUUGGCGGGUCAAGUCAGGCAACUGCCGUCGACUUCUCUUUUGGGCGGAACCAACGCUUGUCCACCCCUGUCGCCUCCAGAGCCGAUCUGUCUUUUUAAAUCCUCCAGACUGCCCCAGUUUGACCGGAAGGGCAGGCUGAGGGAGCAUCCGGGGGCUCUGCCCUGCUGGCUUGGUGCUCCAGAAGGGGCCUAGGAUGAAUGGCUCUUAAAUUUGACCAGUUCCGGGACAAUAGCCCCAGGCUCCCGAGAUAGAAUGGGGGAGUCUUUUUCCAGAGCUCGUGGAGAGCAGUGACAGGUAGAGGGAACACUGUUACAUCCAACUGCCUCUCUUCUUCUGGCCUACCACCUCUGUCCUGUCUCCUUAUCCCAGUUCCCCAGGUGAUUGUCAUUGCCUUUGAACCUUGUGUAAUGUGUAAAUAGUGCUCUAGUGCCCAAAUGAAAAUGGGACUUUUUAAAAUUAAAAAAACCAAACAGGGUUGGAUAGGAACUUUUCAGUAACUUCGUUUAAUAAAGCAAAAAUGGAGUCACCCA